Messenger RNA from Ostrea edulis (European flat oyster), 7456 nucleotides. Its product is annotated as calpain-5-like. Gene Ontology annotation, molecular function: calcium-dependent cysteine-type endopeptidase activity. Gene Ontology annotation, biological process: proteolysis. Lineage: Eukaryota; Metazoa; Mollusca; Bivalvia; Ostreida; Ostreidae. The record is from RefSeq and is a predicted model, not a curated record. Gene Ontology annotation, cellular component: cytoplasm. The transcript is spliced from 13 exons. Bases 127 to 2130 code for a protein of 667 amino acids.
GCUAAGGGCUUCCCAGAGAGAACAUCAAUGUAAGGGCUUCCCAGAGAGAACAUCAGUGAUAAAUACGUAUAAAAAAUUAAGACAGUGUAAUGUGGAAAGUGUUACAUAUUUUUAAAUGUCUGCAAAAUGCUAUUUUUUACAGAUACAUUUCAUUCAUGGCUUAUGAAAUUAUACAGGAAUUCCCAAAACAACAUGAAAAUGUCUUGUUUUGGUUCCAUUCAAUCCUAUAAAGGCCAGCAAUAUGACAAACUCAAAAAGGAAGCCAAGCAGAAGGGAAAUCUAUUCAUAGACCUCGAGUUUCCCCCUGAUGAUCGCUCACUUUUCUACUCUCAAGGAAAACUAGCUGAUGUAGUUUGGAAGAGACCAAAGCAAAUCUGUGAAAACCCAAAAUUUUUUGUUGAGGGAACCAGUGCUGGUGAUGUCAAACAAGGUCGUCUGGGAAAUUGCUGGUUUGUGGCAGCAUCAUCUUGUCUGGCCAUUCACAAGGACAUCUGGCAUAAGGUCAUACCUGAUACCCAGGAGCAGGAGUGGGAUGAGAAUAAACCAGACAACUACCAGGGUAUCUUCCAUUUCCGGUUCUGGCGAGACGGUAUAUGGACCGAUGUAGUCAUUGAUGACUUCCUGCCCACAGUCAAUGAUGAGCUUGUCUAUAUACACUCUCAAACCAAAAACGAGUUCUGGAGUGCCUUACUUGAGAAGGCCUAUGCAAAAUUGUUUGGUUGCUAUGAGGCUCUGGAUGGAGGAGAACUAUCUGAGGCCCUGGAGGAUUUCACUGGAGGUGUGUCAGCCACUCUGGACAUGGUCAAACUGAACUAUGCUAAUGAUGCCCAGGAGAGAACUACACUGUUUGCCAGGAUGCAGAAAGAAUCGGGGAGGAAGGCUCUAAUGGCAGCCUCCAUUCCUGCUGAGUCAUCUGAGGAUAUGGAGGCAUCCACCGAUACUGGCCUGGUCAAAGGUCAUGCCUAUGGAGUAACUGCUGUGAAAAAUGUAGCUCUGGAGGGUUCCGGACUUCUCAGCUUUUUCAAGUCAGAGAAAAUUGCCAUGAUACGGCUACGGAACCCGUGGGGAAAAGGCGAGUGGAAUGGUGCAUUUAGUGAUGGAUCACCUGAAUGGGAGAAGAUUCCAAAAAAUGAAAGAGAAAAAAUUGGACUAACUUUUGAAGAGGAUGGAGAAUUUUGGAUGACACUUGAUGAUUACUGCAAAUACUUCAAGCAGACAGCCAUCUGCCGAGUUGUGAAUACAUCCAUGUUUUCACUGAGCAAAACAUGGCAUGAGGGACUUGCUCAUGGGGCCUGGAAAACCCCAGAUAGGGUGGGAGGCUGUAUAAACCACAAAGAGACCUUCACCAAGAAUCCACAGUUUGUGUUUGAUAUCACAGAGAGUGAAGAUGACCCGAUGUUUCACCUGCUCCAAAAAUCCACCCGUUCAGCCUCUGGGGAAGAAAAUAAGACCAUCGGAUUCUCUAUAUUCAAAGUUGAGAAGAAUAGGCGAUACAGGGUUCAUAACCACACCAAGCAGACAUUUAUGGAAUCCAGUGCCUUCAGAAACAGCAGAUCAAUUUUUCUCCAGCCAGCCCUGAAGGCAGGGCGUUACGUGGCUGUUGUAUGCACUUUUGAUCCCAAUAUUCAGGGGGAGUUCCUGUUUAGGAUGUAUUCUAGUUCAGCAAAUAACUUCAAGGCGUUGACUUUGGAUAUGCCAAAAAAGGGGUGUCUGAAUUAUUGCUGCUGCUGCUGUUUUGGAACAGGUGUGAAACUGCUGACACACAUCCAAGUAUUGAAAGCUGAAGGGCUAGAAAGACAGGAUAUUGGGUCAGGAGCUGAUCCAUAUUGCAUAAUAUCUUGUGAGAGAGAGAAAGUGCGAACCCGAACAGUGGAGGACACAGUUAAUCCUGAGUGGAAUGACUCAGCUGUUUUCUACAGAAGAAAUAUGAGAAAGACUCUGAAAGUUCAGAUUUGGAAUAGCAAUGUCAUAAAAGACUCCUAUCUGGGAAAGCAUGUAUUCACAAGUACUGCUGAUUUCAAUGACAAUGUCCAAACAGUGGAACUUGUGGGAAGGGGCAAAAAUGGAGAGAAAAAACCAGGAAAAUUAUACGUAAAGAUUACACAAAGCAGGAACUUUUUAGCUGUUUAGAAAAAAAAAGGAAGUCAAGUGGGAAUUUUUCAGUAGUGCAUGUUAUCUAUUUUUUAUGUCAAGAGGUGACAGAAUUUAGCUAUUGCUUUUGUUGAAAUUUUUCAGGCAAAGGGUUUUGGGAAAUCCAUUUGCAUGUUUUUUGGUUCUCAAAAUGUUUUAUGUUCCCUUGCAAUGGAUAAUUUCAUAAGAAUGUGUUAUGAUAUAUUGUUUUUUCACCUGGUGCCCAAAGUUCACAUAUUUUUUGGAUGUUGCAUGCACACUUUUAAAUCAAUCAUCAGGGCAGACUACAUCAAAGAUGUGGUAGCCCCGUAGGAAUCACAUUCUUUUCUCUCCUUCACUUUCUUAGAGGUGAGAUGUUCCUUUUGGCAACUUUCACUUACAGAUUUCACAUCCAGAAAACAAAGGGUCAGAGGAAAACUUCAUAUUUAGGUUGAUAAGUAAAGAUGAAGGUCGAUGAUGACACUUGGUUUGCAUGACAUGAUGAUGUGUUAUUUUGAUUCAUGCUCCUGUAGAUUUUGUGGCUAAACAACCGUAAUGCUGGGGCCCCAGAUGAUCAGUUGUCUAGUAUUCAUAAUGAUGUACAACUUUUCUGAAGAGACAAGUACAGAGGCGUGUGAAAUAAUGUGUUCCUUUACCUGUGUUUUACAGUCAAACUUGUUCACAACAAGAAUGAUUGGACUAUAAUUAUUACUUUGUCAGUUAAAUAUUGCUUGGUGAUGUAUUUGUUGUAGUCAUUUCAGGCUUACUCACAAGAUUUCUAUGCAAUAAUAUGGUGCAAGAUUUCAUGAUAUUUCUGAAGAGAUCUGCUUCAUUGUGAUGUAUAUAUAUACUUGAUUGCGUUUCCCCCCACCAAUAACAUAUGUCAUUAGUAAAAGAUUUAUUUAUAAGUUAUUUUGUUAGAUUAAUACCUUAUACAUGUACUGUGAAUGAUUUAAUACAAUAUACAUGCACUUUCAUCAUUUUUCAUUGAAUGUCAAGUUUGUUUUCAUGGUUGUACUAGGCCAUGAAAUCCAGUGAUCAAUGACAUAAAGAAAGCACAUAGCCGUCCACAAAGUUUGAUAUUAACGAAACUGUAGUUUUUGACAUGACAAAUCCAUGACAUUUGAUAAAAUCACAGUAAUAAUAAGAAAAAAUAGAGAAAUACCAGCAAUUUAGUAAAAAUAUUCAAAUAUCUAAUUAUUUUGGGACAAUGAAUUAUAUUGGAUCUGUCCCCUCAGAGAUUUCAGUGGUGAGGUGAAAUAUAUGCUCUAUGCUUUUAGUUAGUAUUGGUGUAAUGUUGACAGAUUUGUAUUGUAAAGGGUAAGAAUGAAAUAACUGCCUGAUUGUGUUCAAACUCCAUAGUAAAUGGGAUGAUAGGCGUUUAAGUACUAAGUGUUCAAACUGUGUGUGAUUUUACCUGCAUAUUAGAAAAUUCUGUUUAACAGUGAAUUGUGGAUGCUGUAGUAAUUUACACAGAGCAGGGAGCACAAUCAACAUCUCAAAAAUAACACAUACUGUUUAUCAGGAAAUUUUUGCCUUGUGUUUAAUUCACACCAAGAUGCAUUGGAAAACGAUUUCAUCCCAAUUUGAAUUCACUCCAAACCAUAUAUUACUAGUCUACUUUAUGGUAAUGAGUAAUUCUAAAUUUGCCCAAUUUCAGGGUGAGGGUGAAAUGGGCAGAACUUUUCCUAUACAGUAUUCAUUUGUGUUAUUGUAAGAUUACAUUGUGAUAUUGAGUAAAUUUUCACAUUUACAGUAUCUGAAUUUAUAAAUGAUAUCAAUAUAUUUUGCCUAUAUAUAUAUAUAUAUUAUUGUACCUCUUGUAGAUAUUUACUGUAUCACUUGUACAUGUAUGUUUUGUAGUAAAAGACCUAAGACAAUUUCCUCCUGGGGUGGUUGGAUCCAAUUUAUUCUCUAGGGGGUCAACAUUAUGAACUACAUAAAAAUGGGCAAAAAUAUGUAUUUUUACCAAUCUUGAGGGAAGGGAUGUAUUUUUACCAAUCUUGAGGGAAGCUUAGGAUGUAUUUUUACCAAUCUUGAGGGGAGGGGUGUCCAGGGCAUAUAUAUAUUUAUUUUGUGGCUGUGAAGCUGUAACAUAUUACAGAGAAAUGGAAGCUGUGGCUUCUGAUUGGUUGAGACAAAUGUAAUAUCGUCUCCGCUGGUUGUUCCUACAUUGUGGAUAUCACAGGGUACUUUGACUGGGCUUGUGCAUUUAUUUGCACAAAUACAAAAAAUUGUAAAGGUUAAAACUUGAAUUUUGUUUAUAUCAGCCAGUGGUAUACAUUAAACUGACAAUAUCAAGAAGAAAUUGUUUGAAUUAAGCCAUUAAAUUAUUUAUAACCUUUUAUACAAUGUCGAUACUUCUGACAAAAAUAGAUGGUGAAUUUCAAUUGUUUGCUUGGGCUAUUUUGUGGGCAGAAAUAUUUGUACAUCCUGUCAUAUGUAAGAGCUCAACAAAGGGAAACAACAAUGGGAACUUGGAAAUUGUGUAUUACCGCGCGAGCCCUUCACACACAGGGCAAGACAGAGGGCGAAUAAUAAAGCUUUUUCUGACAUGCUAGUUUGUUAGAGUAUUAGAAUGGUAAGGGACAAUUCUAAAUGAGGCUUAAUUUUGACCACCUCAGACUAAUCAGCAGUUGUUACAUGUAUUUGUUGUUAAGAUUUGUUGUAGAUUAGGUUCGUUAUAGAUAGAUUAGGUUCGUUAUAGAUUAGAUUCAUUAUAGAUUAGGUUCGUUAUAGAUGUUGUAUAUAUUUUGAAUACUAAAUACUCAAUGUAUCAAAUUUAUAAUUAUAUUAUUACAUGGUUGUGUGUAAUUUGUAGUUUGACUCCAUGUCCACAUGUUAAAUAGUACCACAAUUAAGAUCUGAUUUUUCAGCAUUUCUCUGGUUUCUCUGAUGCAUGAUAUUUUGUAUUUCAGUUGGACAUUAAAAUUAUAUAUGUGGCACGCCAAAUUCACAAAAAUGAGCUAAACAUAGUUUCACAGUUGAUAAACUAGGUUUAUCGACUGUAAACUAUAUUUAACGGUUGUAAACUAUAGUUUACAAAUGCUAAUCCAAGUUUAUCUUUCUUUAAAUAAACGUUAACAAUAGAUUUUAUGUCCAAUUUCAGUCAAAAAGCAAAGGAAGAUAUCUUUGGAUAAAUGGGGAUAAUUUAUAAAAAUAAAGGGCCAGACUUUCCUGGGGAUUAGGGGCAGGAAAUAGUGAAUACAAGGUGGGGCCAUUUAAAACUAUAGAAUCAUUGAACAGAAAAUUGCAGAUCUAUGAUGUGGUUUUCAUUAUAUGUUGUUUUAAAUGAUACAAAUUUCAUGAUUCCCAUGAUAUAGAGGGGGGUUUAAACAGGAAUGUAAAGUCCUUUAUUUUUAUAUAAACCUGUGGUUUUUAUUUUAAGUAUAAAAUGUUUAUUCAAUAAAAAGAACAUGCAAUUGUGACAAUUAUAUGCAAAUAUAUAUAUUUCCACUGGUUUUUUUUGUCUUUGACAUCUUCACAAACUGUAGUGAUAACCAUUUUCUCAUGAAUAUGUGCUGCCAUUGUGAACAAUUAGCAGAUGAUUCUUUAUAAAUAUAGUAUGUCUAUUUUAACGGCAGAAAAUUCCGACAGAAAUGAAAGCAGAAUGUUAAUGUAAAAAAUAAAUUUCAUUUUGGAAAAUACUUGAGGAUAUGAUUUGCAACACUUCACACCAGCAUACUUUUCAUAAAGCAUGUUAAUUUCUUAAAGAGGUUCGCAUCUGAGAUUUGGAGUAAUGUCAAUUUUUGGGGGGACUGUAUUUUUGAUUUCUACAUUGAAGGAGAAUUAGGAAAUUAAAAAGAAAAACUGGGGUCGCAACGCUUGUUAUAGAGCUACAGUGUUCUAAACAUGACCUUUUUGCAUUGAAAAUUUAUUCAGUUAAACUUGAUUUGUCUGUUGGUGUCAACACAACAUAAGCAACACAAAUCAAUCAUUACAUAGAAUAGAUACAUAAUUAUGUCUUCCAACACUACAGAUUUUAAAAAAAGUUUAGUACUAGUAAUGGAAAUAAAUGACCUUUUUGCACUUGAGAUACGAAAAAUUUCAUGAUAUCAAAUUUGAGAGUUUACAAGGACAUAUUGGGAGUAAUGCCAUUUUCUAAAAUUUCACAUAAUUUUCAAGGUCUUGUCUUAAAAUUUAAAAUGGAACUUCAAAAAGUGGGGGUUGGAGACCAAAUUUUUUAAACUAAUGGCGAAAAUACUGAAUUUUUAUACAAAAUUUUUAGUAAAUUAAUUCAAACAGAAAUUGUAAUAUCAUGCAGAUUUAGAACUUUUUGAUUAAUCAAUCCUUCCGCCACUAAAUAUAGUCCCUACAAAACCCUUUCAAAAUUUGAAUUGACACAAAGUUUUUCAACUGGAUAGGGUUCAGUAAUAGAAUUUUGGUGUCUGGGUAGCGUAGUGGUUAACGCACUCGCUUCUCACUGCUGCAACCCGCCAGAGUUCGAUCCCCGUGAUCGACAGUGGUUGUAUGUGAGAGGGUAUGGUGGUCGCCCAUCCACUCGGAUACGUGGGUCUCCUCCAGGUACUCUGAUUUCCUCCCACUCAAAGGCCCCCUAGUGCAAACAUUUGUGCAAGUCGGUAAAUCACUAGUAUUUAGCUAAUGUUCAUUGUUGUUUAUGUAUAUCCGACUUUAAAAAUAAAGAUUAUUAUUAUCAUUUAGAUGUGUGAUAUGUUUGAACCAAUGGGAUCAGUAAUACUUAGUUGUAGCAUCCUGCACAGUUGUGCUCAGGAGCUGACUUUCAUAAGUAUCUAGUGUCUUUAAAUUAUAGCCCCUUAGGUAAGAGUGGGGCCAAAAUAAGGAGGGUAUAAACUUAUAAUAUGUAACACGUGGGAGAAAUAUAUCUUCUCAACAAUAAUAAGGCUGUUAGUUUAUGAAAACAAAUUGUAAGUAUCCUAAUUUCCUGUACAGUUGUCCAACUACAGAUCCUCUUUUAUUUGGGUCACAGGGAGGGGGCCCAAGGUUGUAGGAGAUUUUUAUUUGGGUCACAGGGAGGGGGCCCAAGGUUGUAGGAGAUUUUUAUUUGGGUCACAGGGAGGGGGCCCAAGGUUGUAUGAGAUUUGUUUCAAAAGCACAAGAUGACUCGGGUGAGCAAUGUAAUCUGUGAUGAAGAACUGUUUUUAAUGCUUUUGCAAACUUGAUGUAUUUUAUUUCAAACACAAAAGACAUUAAUUAAUAUUAUUUAUAGUUAAUUUUAUAUACAGCUAAAUCACUUAUCUUUAUUUUAGCCCUUGGCUGGUUAGUGCAUUAUAUAUAUUAUAGUUGUGGUGUUUUUCUAUAUAAUGCAGGGUAUGUUUUUUAUGGUUUAUUAUGCUUUUCAUAGUAAAUAUUAAAAUUUUGUAUUUUA